Molecule: messenger RNA, 612 nt
Organism: Paraglomus brasilianum
Lineage: Eukaryota; Fungi; Glomeromycota; Glomeromycetes; Paraglomerales; Paraglomeraceae
Source: the annotation of a GenBank genome assembly
AUGUCCUUGUUCCAUCGCUCUUUUCUGUCUAUCGCUCGCAACAAUCAAACAGCCUUUCGUGGAAGAGGUCCAGCAAGUGAUGGCUUGCUUGAUUUCUUUUACAACCGGGAGAAGUCUAUUGCUGUCGCCAGUGAGCUUCAAUGUGGCAGAGCAUGGCGAGCAGCCGAGCUGAGACGAAAGAGCUUUGAAGAUCUGCAUAAACUUUGGUAUGUGCUAUUAAAAGAACGAAAUAUGCUUGCUACGAUGAGAGAGGAAGCGAGGCGGAUAGACAUGCUGUCGCGAAAUCCCGAGUGGUACACAGCAUUUCAAGAACGAGUUUAUAAGUGUCAGAAAGGCAUGGCACGUAUAAAAGGCGUACUUAACGAACGCCGAGUAUGCUAUAUCCAGGCUAAAAGACGUGACCCAGAAUACUUUGAAUAUAAACGUUUGACCUCUCAACGUGCCUCUGGGUCUGUAGAAUCAUAUAUUCCCGAGCCACCGCCGAUAGAGCCAAUUAGGAUACCAAAGAAAUUGAGUAGGAAGAAGCGGAAGGAGAGGGUUUGGUUAUUCGGAUCGAUGGGACACUAUAACAAGAUCGUGGAGAAAGUCAAAGAAAGUGCGCAUACUACAUAA